Molecule: messenger RNA, 1249 nt
Organism: Halichondria panicea
Lineage: Eukaryota; Metazoa; Porifera; Demospongiae; Suberitida; Halichondriidae
Exons: 6
Coding region: 25-1170 (381 amino acids)
Biological process (GO): regulation of gene expression
Cellular component (GO): nucleus
Source: RefSeq, a predicted model, not a curated record
AGCUGCGCUGCAUAAUGAUCAAGCAUGGAUAUGGAUGUGCUCAAGGAAGUGUUUAGUGGAGAAUCAGAGAGUACUAGUACAAUAGACACCAUGAUCCAUACUCGCACUGACGACAAGAGCUUGCAUGCUCAAGACAAUAUAGGGGGGACCUCACAGACAGCUGAUCAUGAAAGGCCUGAGCUACUGAGGUCUCUACCUGGUCUGUCACUGUCGUCCCAUUCUGGUGCAGAGCUGGACAGUGUUCCAGAGGAGAUGCCAAUGUACUUGCUUGAAGAUGAUGAAGGAAAUGAUGAGGAGAUUAUACGAUUAUUGGACCCUCCCGCACUCCCCUCUCCAAGUAGACCUCAACCCACCGUCUCCCUUGUCUUCCCGUGGACUAGCUUGGGCCUCAACGUGACUCCCAUUCAAGUCAUUCCCAGUUCUCCUCCUAACAGGAAGAAACGUCAUGGUGGAGGGUGGCCAAAGGGAAAGAGUCGCAAGAGUGGAGUAGCCCCUCCCCCUAAACCACCCUCUUCUGGCUACGGACUGUUCUUGUCAGAGCACAUGGCUGGACAAAAGAUAAAGAGUUCGGGAUCAAUGUCGCAAGUGUCUAAACAGUUAGGUCGCCUUUGGUCAGCCUUAAGUCAACAAGACAAGGAAGUGUACAAUGACAGAUCGUCUACUGAGAGAACUCGCUACUUGUCAGAGUUAAGAAGAUACCUCCUAACUACCAGUGGAGUAACUGUGGAAGAUGUGGACAGAAUCUUGUCUCAAACACUUGCUAUUGAGAACAAUGACUCUCUGUUGUUAUGUGAUCUCUGCAAACUGACUUUUACCUCUCUACAUAAUAAGCGAUGCCAUUACUCCGGCCGCCUUCACACGGCAGCACUUGUUGAGACCUUGCAACCACAACCCUCUAGUGGAAGAAAUGAGACAAUGGUUUCCAGAGUGUCUUCAGAGGCUGUCAAGUGCAGUGCCGUGUCUACACAGACUAAGGAAGCCAUGAGAGGCUACACUUCACUCUUACAAUGUAAUGCUUCCCUUGCUCAGACUCUGACAGAACAAGAGUAUCUGUACACUGAGGCUAGUGCCGUGUUGAGCUCACUAGAGGACCAAUGGACUCUAUUGUGGGGACAACUCCAAGCUCUCAUGACUCUACACACACAGCAAUCUGUCAAUGUGUUGCAUUAGAUUAUUUAUUGAUUUGUGGUUUGUUGAUCUUGAGUGCUGUUUUUUUAUUGCGGGGUUAGAUCGAGACAUUGUUAACAUC